Kluyveromyces marxianus DMKU3-1042 is the source of this 1929-nucleotide messenger RNA. RefSeq names its product GAL4 domain-containing family protein. The transcript has a single exon. Gene Ontology annotation, biological process: positive regulation of transcription by RNA polymerase II. The record is from RefSeq and is a predicted model, not a curated record. Gene Ontology annotation, molecular function: zinc ion binding; DNA-binding transcription factor activity, RNA polymerase II-specific; transcription cis-regulatory region binding. Lineage: Eukaryota; Fungi; Ascomycota; Saccharomycetes; Saccharomycetales; Saccharomycetaceae. Gene Ontology annotation, cellular component: nucleus. The coding region runs from base 1 to 1929 and encodes 642 amino acids.
AUGACGGGUGAGUUUAAAAGACAGAAAAGGAAAUACUCUAAGAAUGGAUGUGUCGAAUGCAAAAGACGGAAGGUGAAAUGUGAUGAGUCGAAGCCAAUGUGUUGGCAAUGUGCACAUUUAUCGAAGGAAUGUGUUUACAAAACCAAAGAAUUCCAGUUUCUGGUUUCUGGGGUGGAAGGGGGACUUAAACGUCACACUGAUGAUAAGAGAUCGGAUGGACCCUUCAAGAAAAAACGGCCCAAGAAUAAUAUUAAAAUUGACGACGAUAACGAUUUGAAUGCGCUGUUGAACGAUGCGCUUGUUUUUGCCAAUGAUUUGUUUUCAAGGAUGGGGGACAAUGGAAUCAGUAGUGACAGUGUUGUUGUCCCAGUUUUCGACAAAUGGGAGGAAAUUGAGCUAGCACUAAGCAAUGUGGAGAGGUCGGAGCUUGAAUAUUUGAAAGUGUUUUAUGAGAAAGUUUCCUACUGGUUGAUGCCUCUGGCAUAUUCGCCGGACUCUAAUAUUUGCAAUCACAUCUUAUUUCACCAUCUUAUAAGAGCGAAUCAAAAGAAUGAAGGAAACAGAGAGAGGUCAUUCUUACAAAGCUCGAUGGUAUCGAUAAGCGCGAAAUAUAUGUAUAAUGUGCAUGGAAAUGAAAAGGACAACACUGUGAGACGGCUCUUCUUGAAGAAGGCUUUGCAACAAUUAUAUCAAGAAUUCGAAUCGUUGUCACAGGAAUCAAUGGGACUUGCUCAAAUUGACUCAUUGAAUCUCUGCGUUCUAAUGCUCACUUUAGAUAGCUCUACAUUUGGGACACAAGAAUGGAAAUAUCAUCUAAGAGGUGCUAAGAACUUGCUACUUAAGUAUCAUUAUAACCAUAACGAUAUGGAAAACAAAACUGACACACUUACUGACACUAAAAAUAUGGACCAUAUGGACACGAGGCUAUUACACGAACGCACAGUUGCGUUGGCCAGAAACUGGUUCUCUGCUAUCGCGAUAGUUGCGUAUAUUGCUAAGGAUUCCCAUUUCUUCAACGAAUCUGAAAUGGAAGAGAUGUUGAGUAUGGGCUCUACGGAAGACUCGUCAACAAGUGUCCUUCUAAAAGACAUGGGAUUCAUAACUGAAGACUGUCAAUAUAACAUAUUUCUAGGGUACUCAAAAGAAGGGCUGGAACUUCUGAAAGUAGUCAUGAGAAGCAUGGACUCGGAUAUCAGUAAACGAGGAUAUGGCUAUGAUGAAGACAAUGACAAUUUUCUUCGGGUAUGUAGCCUUCUACAAAAGUCGAGAGAGUUCACUUUCCACUCUAACGUGUAUGGCAGAGUGAGUGAUGAAGCAGUGGAAUCAUUAGUAUACACAAAUAACUCCAAGGAUGCGGCAUCCAUAGUCUUUUACAAAAAGAACGCGUAUUCCCUUUAUGAUACUAUCCAGCAGGUUCAUCUGGAAGUACUAUUUGUUAAAUUUCUUACCAAGAGUGUAAAGCUGGACGAAAGCUGUACAUUGGUCCAAAACUCCUGCAAAAGAGCUUGGAAGAUGGUCGAAUGGAUGUUUUCUGACUGCGAUUUAACAGUUACAGAGAUCAACGCCUUCAUCGAAAAGAUUGAAUUGGGCGAGAUACAAAACUAUUCUACCUUAAAACAAAAAUUGACCUUUGAUCUAGUUUCCAGAUGUAUCAUAUCACCACUGCAACAAGAUUUCCGGUUGAUGAUGUUCCAAACGGGUAUGGUCUUGUGUGCAGGGAAACUGACAUCUUUUGAUCCACAUUCGCUGAGACUGGUCAGAUGCAAGAUCCUUGCCUAUUUUCUAGCAAUGGCCGACAAUCUUGGAACUGAGUCGGCAAGAACUUCAAUGGAAUACCUCAUUCGGAAAUGGUAUCCAAAUGCUAAUAGAGGCGUAAUUGCUAGUAGCUUACAAUCAACGCCUGAUAACGACGCUUUGCCAUUCUCUUAG